CUAUUAAAUUUAGUCGGAUACCUAGGAAACGAUUCAUCUAUCUCUUUCGUUCUAAUGCAAGUUUGAUAUUCUAUCUCUGUUUUCCUAAGUGAUAAGGAAAUUGAAACAUGGCGAAUAUUUUUGACAUUUAGGAAUGAAAUUAAUCGAGAAAAUGUUAGAAAUUUCUUGUUUUGUACAUUAAUGUUGGUGUUUUAUGAAUAAAACAUGGAAUUUCUGAUGGUUGAGCAUAUGAGCAAGGAUUCAGUAUAAGUGCUUGAGUGUGCAUUGCGACGGAACAGAACAUUUUAGAUUGAGGGAACAAAACAAAAUGUUGACUGUCCCAGUGAGCCGUCUGCGGGAGUGUUUGUGAGUGGUUCGAGGUGUCCCCACUCAAUUGUACAAUGGUUACGAUGAAUUCCUCCGAAAAGGCACAGAAGGCCUGCCAACAAGGGCCAUCCAGAGAUAACUCCUCAAAAGGCGCUAAGGAUGAAAGAGACAGCAGGAAGGAGCCCGCGCCCGCCCCGGCUGCGCCGCCCAGCGUGCAGGCGCUCCUGGCCGCCGUGCCCCCGCCCGAGGAGGCUCCCAACUACCUCGUCUAUAAGAAGAUGGAAGCGAUCAUAGACAAGAUGCAGGACGAGAACACGGGCGUGCCCGUGCGCACCGUCAAGAGCUUCAUGUCCAAGAUACCCUCGGUGUUCACAGGCUCAGACCUGAUAAGCUGGUUGAUGCGGCACCUCAACCUUGAGGAGACGUGGGAGGCCCUCCAUCUGGCCCAUCAACUGGCCAGCCACGGCUACCUGUUCCCUAUUGAUGAUCACAAUCUGUCUGUGAAGAAUGACAACACUUAUAAUAGAUUUCAAACACCGUACUUCUGGCCAUCAAACCAGUGGGAACCUGAGAAUACUGACUACGCGGUGUACCUCUGCAAGCGCACAAUGCAGAACAAAGCCCGCCUAGAGCUGGCGGACUACGAGGCGGAGUCGCUGGCGCGCCUGCAGAAGAUGUUCACCAGGAAGUGGGAGUUCAUCUUCAUGCAGGCCGAGGCGCAGAGCAAGGUGGACAAGAAGCGAGAUAAGCUCGAGAGAAAGGUGCUGGACAGCCAGGAGAGGGCGUUUUGGGACGUGCACCGACCUAUGUUGAACAAUUUUCAGCCUGGCUGCGUGAACACGACAGAGCUGGAUCCGAAGAAACUGUCUCGUAUCAACGCCAUGAAGGAGAAACGACUGAAACAGUGCCAGGAGUUGGCUCAGCAGCACAACUUGAAGAACAACCCGAUCGUGACGAUAACAAACCCUCAGGAGAGCGAGGAGGAGAUACAGAAGAAGCAGAACGCGGACAAUAAUAUCAAGGAGAACGGCGAAUCCUCCAAGCAGCCGACAAUAACCGUGACGGCGCUAGACCCGGCACAAAAGCCAGAGCCGACCAUAGAGCAGCAGAUAGAGGCGGCGCGGCGCCAGCUGUCAAUGCUGCGGCAGCGGCUGGAGAGACGAAACAUCAAAGUCAGCAAGGUGGCCGACAUGUUCAUAGCAUACUACGAACAAUACGCCGAGUACGACGCUUUCCUGACCGCUCCAGAGUGGCCCAACCCGUGGAUACACGACACCACCGAGCUGUGGGAGCAGGAGCGCCAGUGCAAAGACCCGCUGCCCCUUCGCCGCGUCCGCCGCUGGGGCUUCGGCCUCCGCGAGCUGAUCCACGACCCCGCCGGCCGGGAACACUUCGCCCGGUUCCUGUCCAAGGAGUUCAGCGGGGAGAAUCUCAAGUUCUGGAUAGCAGUGCAAGAGCUCAAACAGCUGCCGAUCCGGCGCGUGGCCGCCGCGGCUAAAGAGAUCUGGAAGGAGUUCCUGGCCAAUGAUGCCGCCUCGCCUGUGAACAUUGAUGCUGUUAGCAGGGAGCUGACUCGCCAGAAAGUGGAAUCCGGUACACCGGACCGGUAUUGCUUCGACCAGGCUCAGGCCCAUGUGUACCACCUGAUGAAGUCGGACAGCUACUCGCGGUAUCUCCGUUCGGAAAUGUACAAAGAUUACUUGAACGGAUCCAAGAAAAAGACAUCAGUCAAAGGUAUCCGUUCCAUAGUCUCCUUCACGGGCAGAAAGGAGACCUCCACAAACAAUUAACACAAACAAUACAAAAUCAUCAGCACGGGAACCCAUCUUGGAAGAAAAGUCCUUGAGAGCGCCAGAAAAUACCUCUUUACACAGAGGCAUACAGUAUUGCGUAAUAGCUGAAGGCAAAUUUAAAAAAAAAUGAAAGAAGAAGAAAAAAUGCAUGAUUUCAACUUGGCUGUUUGAGCGAUCGGAUCAUAGCUUAUGAACAGAAAAGAAAAAAGUUGAUAGGGAAUUCGGUAGUGCCAACUUGAGACUAAGUAACAUAACUGUUGUGGCGAUGUUGGUAUUGUUAUGCCAUCUUGGUUACACAAGGAAUAGGUAUGGAAAGCAGUCUACAUAAUAUACUUUGUAGGUAAAA
Molecule: messenger RNA, 2445 nt
Organism: Plutella xylostella (diamondback moth)
Lineage: Eukaryota; Metazoa; Arthropoda; Insecta; Lepidoptera; Plutellidae
Source: RefSeq, a predicted model, not a curated record